Molecule: messenger RNA, 2115 nt
Organism: Hemiscyllium ocellatum (epaulette shark)
Lineage: Eukaryota; Metazoa; Chordata; Chondrichthyes; Orectolobiformes; Hemiscylliidae
Product: pigment epithelium-derived factor-like
Exons: 9
Coding region: 481-1758 (425 amino acids)
Biological process (GO): negative regulation of endopeptidase activity; negative regulation of angiogenesis
Molecular function (GO): serine-type endopeptidase inhibitor activity
Source: RefSeq, a predicted model, not a curated record
CUCUCUCACUGGGAUCCCGGGAGAUCAAGCGCAUUUCUGUUCUCAGCCACGUCGCUGUGUGUGGGUCCGCCAAAGCCCAGCACUCUCCCUCUCGGCACCAGAAGUCCCGACGUCAGGACAAAUAUUUACCCAGGAUUGGGACUGGACUCCGCACACCGUUCCCACUUUGCAAAAACCGCUCAGUGCUGAGGCAGGUCAGAGGUUAGGAAUACUGCAGUGAGUAACUCCCCUCCUGAUGGUCCAAAGUCUGUCCACCAUCUACAAGGCACAAGUCAGGAGUGUGAUGGAAUACUCCCCACUUGCCCCUGGAUGGGGGCAGCUCUAACAACACUCAAGAAGCUCGACACCAUCCAGGACAAAGCAGCCGCUUGAUUAUGGGUGAAUCAAAUACAAUGGGUUGCCAGAGAUUUGAUGAAAAGCUGGUGAAAGGGAAGAGAACAUGAUUCCUGUUUGAUCAGAUGCAUUUCUAUUUGGCUCAGGAUGAAGAUUCUCACUGCAUUGUUGUUCCUGGGCACUGUCAGAAUCUCAUCAAGCCAAGAGGAACAUUUCUCUUUGGAGCCUGUGGAAGAUGUGAGCUCAUUGUUGGAGUCACCAGAUCCACACCAGGAGGAAGAGGAGGAGGAGAUCCUGACGUCCCCAGUACAGAGGCUGGCAUAUUCCAUUUCCGAGUUUGGCUAUAAUCUUUACCGGCAGCUGGCCAGCAGCCAUCCCAACGACAACAUCUUCCUGUCACCCCUGACCGUAGCCACAGGCCUAUCCUCAUUGUCUCUUGGUGCCAUCUCCAGGAACAAGGAGAUUUUACACAGUGUCCUCAACUACAAUUCACUGAAUGACUUGGAUAUUCACAAAGUCUACAAGGACCUCCUGACUGACAUUACAGCUCUCCCGAAAACAUUCAAAACUGUCUCACGGAUUUAUGUAAAAAACAAACUGAGGAUGAGAUCGAAUUUUUUGAAACAAGUAGAUUUGCACUAUGGAGCCCGACCCAAGGCCAUGCUGGGGAACUAUCAGGACCUGCAGAACAUAAACAACUGGGUGAAGACACGGACCAAUGGCCUGAUAACACGUGCCAUCAGCUCAAUUCCUGAGGAUGUCAGCCUGUUCUUACUCAGUGCAGCUCAUUACAAAGGCCAACUAUUAACCAAAUUCAAUCCAGCGGAGACCGUCCAAAAACAAUUCACUGUCGAUUACGGUCAGUACAUCAACAUUCCCAUGAUGUCCUGCUCGAACUAUCCUUUACAUUACGGCUACGACUCGGAAUUGAGAUGUAAGAUUGGUAUGUUUCACUACGUGGGUGAUACCAGUCUCCUGGUCUUCCUGCCGACAGAGUUCACCAGGAACCUGAGUGCGAUUGAGGAGAGUCUCAACCCAAUUUUCAUCCAUGACCUGGUCCACCAGUUGCAACAUGUUCAGGCGAGAGUCUUUCUGCCCAAACUCAAGUUUGACAUUGAGCAGGAACUGAAACCAACCCUGGGGGAAAUGCGUCUGUCCGCUCUGUAUACUCCAAGUCAGCUGAAUAAAAUUACAAACGAGGCACUGAUGAUUUCCAGCAUAAAGCACCAUGCGGUCCUCAGUUUGGAGGAAAGGGGGGUUCAGACAGCUCCUACAAUCAACCCCAGUGACAGACAACUCACGAUAGACUUCCACGUCACUCAGCCCUUCCUGCUGGUGUUGUAUGAUAACCCAACUGGCUCUUUACUGCAUAUCGGAAAGGUCCUGGAUCCCAGGGGUCUUGUGGGACACUCUGGCCUUCAAUAGACAAUGGAAGAAAUCUGGAAUAUUAUCCACAGAACCAUCACAAAAUCACCAAACUUUUCACAUAGAAUACAUUCCCUUUGACAUCUCACCCACAGCCCUGAUCUGUUCUUUCAGACUUACCUAAGGUUUUACUUGAUCACAGUUCAGUUCAGAUGAAUCAAUUUCAUCCCUCAGUAACACUUACCCUGUCUCCUGUACCCAGUGGGAUUGGCACGGCCCCUGGGUGCCUGGUUCAUAUCGAUUAUUGGCUAUGUUAAUUCCCCAGGGCAGUGAGGGCUCUGCAGUAGCUGAAUGUAAUCUCUCAGCAAUGAUCGAGGAAGAUCAGCAUACAGCGAGAAAAUAAAACUGUGCAGAACA